AUGAGCAGCGAGGAGUUGGAGAAGACCGGGGACUCGCCCGCGGAAGCCGUUGACGACCUUUUUGGCGACGAGAGCGACGCAGCCGAGGCGACCGGCGUCGAUGUCGCUGAAGAAACCAAGAUCGAUGACGACGACGACGAAGAGGUGGCCGAAGAAGAGUACCAGCCCACCCAGCUGGAGGUUUCGUUCCCAAGACACCCGCGGUCGCACGUGCCGGAGGGUGGUGCGAUUGGAUUCAAUUUGCCUCGGUACCUGUUUGUCGACCCGGAGCCGUUUGCACCAGCAACGUUUGAGUCGGGGCUUAAGGAGUUUGUGCAGGACUCGCACAAAACCAGCACCAACAAGGAGUUACAAGACUCGCUCGAGUUCAAGAAACUGGAGAUCCAAAACACGAUCAGAUGGAGAUAUGCCAAGACCGCUUCGGACGAGCUGUACAAGCAGUCGAACUCGUCCAUUGUGGAAUGGGAGGACGGCUCCAUGUCGUUGAAGAUUGGCGAGGAGUACUUUGAUAUACGAGUCAAGAAGAACGAGGACGAUUUGUUGGUGAUAGAGCAAGGCGACCUGUAUGUUCCUGUGCAGGAGUUGGACAGAUCGAUCCAGGUGCUGCCAUCGUCGACAAGUUCCAGAGCACACAAGAUUCUGGCCAACACGCUGCAAUCCAACAUGCGGUACAAGAAAUCAAAGAAGAUCAACACAAUAGUGACGACAGAGGACCCAGAGCUGAAGGCCAGAGAGGUGGAGAAAGCGCAGAGAGAAAUAGAGAAGGCCAGACGGAAACAGCUCGCAAAGCUGGCCCAGGAAGAAGAACGCCAGGAGCGGGAAUCCCGAACCACGAGCGUGGUACACUCGAUUGACGCUGGCGAGGACGAUGAGGACGAGGACGACAACGAGUACAACGAGAAGGACGACUUUGUGGUCAGCGACAACGAGCAAGACUCCGGGCUGGACGACGACGAGCUGGACCAGGCUGCCGAGAAGCUGCGGAGCGUGAAGCGCGCGGGCGAGGCGCUGUACAAGGGUUCUGCGGAGCCUGCUGGGGACGACGAUGACGACGACGACGAGGGCACUGUUUCGCGGAAGAAACGGCGUGUUGUUCUGGACGACGACGAGGACUAG
Molecule: messenger RNA, 1116 nt
Organism: Ogataea philodendri
Lineage: Eukaryota; Fungi; Ascomycota; Pichiomycetes; Pichiales; Pichiaceae
Exons: 1
Coding region: 1-1116 (371 amino acids)
Biological process (GO): transcription elongation by RNA polymerase II; positive regulation of transcription elongation by RNA polymerase II
Cellular component (GO): Cdc73/Paf1 complex; nucleus
Molecular function (GO): RNA polymerase II C-terminal domain phosphoserine binding
Source: RefSeq, a predicted model, not a curated record